This is a messenger RNA of Phoenix dactylifera (date palm), 1812 nucleotides long. RefSeq names its product serine carboxypeptidase-like. Gene Ontology annotation, biological process: proteolysis. Lineage: Eukaryota; Viridiplantae; Streptophyta; Magnoliopsida; Arecales; Arecaceae. The record is from RefSeq and is a predicted model, not a curated record. Gene Ontology annotation, cellular component: vacuole. Gene Ontology annotation, molecular function: serine-type carboxypeptidase activity.
UCAUGUUUCUCGGUUCAUUGAAUUCCACUCCCCUUCUCUCUGUCCUCCUCUCCCCGACUUUAGAUAUAAACCCCUCGUUCCCUUCUCCUGUAACCGCGUUCCCUUCUUCUCUCCUUUCCUCUUCCUCUAAUUCUAGUAAAAACAAUGGGAAACCUCUCUCUCGUUCUCUUCUUCUCUGCCCUCCUCCACUUCUCCCCCUUCUCCUCCGCCGUCUUGAUCCCCGACGACCUCCGCCUCCCCUCGUCGGCGACCUUCCCCUCCGCCCAAGCCGAGAAGCUCAUCCGAUCCCUCAAUCUCCUCCCCAAGGACCCCUCCCCUGAGUCCGUCGCUUCCGCCGCCGAUGCACCGGCGAAGGGGAUCGUCGAGCGCCGGUUCAACCUCGCCGGACUCUCCGGCGAUGACCUCGGUCACCAUGCCGGCUACUAUCGCCUCCCCCACAGCCACGACGCCCGGAUGUUCUACCUGUUCUUUGAGUCGAGGCACAGCAAGAAGGACCCGGUUGUUAUUUGGUUGACGGGAGGGCCCGGCUGCAGCAGUGAAUUGGCCGUUUUCUAUGAAAAUGGGCCGUUUACUAUUGCUGACAAUAUGUCGCUCGCAUGGAAUGAAUUUGGUUGGGACCAGGCAUCAAACCUUUUAUAUGUUGAUCAGCCUACCGGAACUGGUUUUAGCUAUAGUACAGAUAGCCGUGACAUUCGUCAUGAUGAAAGCGGUGUUAGCGAUGACCUGUAUGAUUUUCUGCAGGCCUUUUUUGCUGAGCACCCGGAAUAUGCAAAUAAUGAUUUUUACAUAACUGGAGAAUCAUAUGCUGGGCACUACAUUCCAGCUUUUGCAAGCAGGGUUCACCAAGGAAACAAAGCGAAAGAGGGCAUUCACAUACAUUUGAAGGGCUUUGCCAUUGGCAAUGGACUUACUGAUCCAGCAAUCCAGUAUAAAGCAUACACUGAUUAUGCAUUGGAUAAUGGAAUAAUCAAAGAAUCAGACUACAAAAGAAUCAACAAGUAUUAUCCAACAUGUGAAUAUGCCAUCAAACUUUGCGGUACAUCAGGGACGGUAUCUUGCCUAGCCUCCUAUUUGGUUUGCAAUACCAUAUUCAAUUCAAUCAUGAAAAUAGCAGGAAAUACAAAUUAUUAUGACAUUAGGAAGCAGUGCGAAGGGAGCCUCUGCUAUGAUUUUUCAAACAUGGAAAAGUUCCUUAACCUGAAGUCUGUUAGAGAGUCCCUUGGAGUUGGAGAUAUUGAAUUUGUUUCUUGCAGCCCAACUGUGUACCAGGCCAUGCUUACGGAUUGGAUGAGAAAUUUGGAAGUGGGAAUUCCUGCUCUUCUUGAGGAUGGCAUCAAGCUGCUUGUUUAUGCUGGGGAGUAUGAUCUCAUAUGCAACUGGCUCGGUAACUCGAGAUGGGUUCACUCCAUGGAGUGGUCUGGCCAGCCAAAUUUUGUGUCGUCACCAGAACAAUCGUUUACCGUGGACGGUAAAGAAGCAGGUGUUUUGAAGAGUCAUGGGCCUCUCAGUUUCCUGAAGGUUCAUGAUGCAGGUCACAUGGUCCCAAUGGAUCAACCUAAGGCUGCUCUGGAGAUGUUGAAGAGGUGGAUUCAAGGGAAUCUUCUGGAACUUGCUGAAAUGUAAUUAGUAAAUACAACUUGGGCCUCUUCAUGUGGAUUGUGGAAAUUGAAGCAACAAUAAUAAUAUCUUCUUUUUUUUUUGGGUGACUAAAUAACAGUAAUGUCUUUGCAUGCAAUUUCUUGCUGCAUAGUAACCGAGCGAAAAGCUUUCUAUUACCUAGUACAAGCAUCAAAGAUAACAUAUAUUUGUUAA